Messenger RNA from Polyodon spathula (Mississippi paddlefish), 2587 nucleotides. Its product is annotated as mothers against decapentaplegic homolog 7-like. Bases 1188 to 2318 code for a protein of 376 amino acids. Gene Ontology annotation, biological process: BMP signaling pathway; transforming growth factor beta receptor signaling pathway; regulation of transcription by RNA polymerase II. The transcript has 4 exons. NCBI's taxonomy places the organism in Eukaryota, Metazoa, Chordata, Actinopteri, Acipenseriformes, Polyodontidae. Gene Ontology annotation, molecular function: transcription regulator inhibitor activity; I-SMAD binding. The record is from RefSeq and is a predicted model, not a curated record. Gene Ontology annotation, cellular component: heteromeric SMAD protein complex.
CGCAACAGAAUCACUUUUUUUUAAAGCGACAGUGUGUCUAGACACCCACGUGAUGGGGCGCGACACUGCGCACUGGAGACAGAGCUAAGAGCGUACAGACCGGGAGAAAGAGAUAGCAAGGGCACUUGCUUAAUUCACGUCACUUUCAGACCCUUCUCCUCAAGAACGUAUCACCUCUCUUUGACCGUACGACUUGUGUUUUUGAGACGGAAACUUCUGCUUAAAGAGGUCAGAGAAAGCAAAAUAAGGAAAUAUAAAAGAUACGCGUUUACGAAAAGAGAAAGAGAGGAUCUGUGGUAUGUACCAGCACAAGUACUCUGUACAGCUUGGCAGUUUGUAAUUUGCCAGCCACUUCUUCACUCGCUUACUGAUCUGCAAGAGUUUGGACCCAUUUGGAGCUAGGAAAAACGUCUGAUGGCCAAAAUAAAGAUAUGUAAUCAAGAAAACGGGAAAGACAGACGGAUACAAUAUUAUUUUUGAAAAGAGAAAAGUAACGAUUAGACACCAGCCUCUCCACUAUUUGCGGUCGGAUCAAGGAUUGUGGAUUAAAUGUUUAAGAAAACCAGGACAAGCUUGGCUUUGAAUGGAUAUAUUUGCUGUUUGCAUUUCGUACUUUCUGUAACAGAAUUUUGAAUCGCGUCGUCCACACAGUUGCACAGUCUCUUGAUUUUUUUGACGUCCUGUAUUUUUUUUCCUUAAAGAACAAUAUUGAUGUAGCGUUUUUAUAUGUGAAUACUGACUAGUGCCUCUGUGGUGCACUAAUUUUGCUGCUAAUUGUGUAUGUUGGCCAUAUUACAAUUGUAUUUUACCCAAGUAAACCACAUUUUGUUUUAUUGGGAUAUUUAUUAGGCUAUACUAAUCUAAAAGUAUAUAGGCAAUCUGUAUUAUUUACAAUCUGUAGUCAAAUGUAUGCAGUAUUUAUAUACAUAUGAACGUGGGGUACAUUUAAAAACGUGUAUUUCCCCCUAAAACGCAUUUUAAUACAAAAUUCUAUAUUUUUACGGGUUUUGGUAUAUAAAUAAAAGAGACUGGCGUAUGUUACAGACUGCCUUUGCUGCGCCAAUUCCCAGUUUAUUGGUAAUAUUAUUUCAGGCUGUUUGUCAUUGCCUGGACUCGGAUCCCGGAUUCUUCAUGAUUUGCGGACAUCAUGCUCGUUUUUUAGCCGGGAAACCCUCUUUCCGUCCCGCAUGUUCAGGACCAAACGAUCGGGGCUCGUCCGGCGACUCUGGAGGAGCCGUGCGCCCGAGGAGGGCGACGGGGAGGCGGAUACCCGUGCGCAUGGAACCGGGGGCUGCUGUAUGGGGAAAUCGGCAAAGGUUUCCAAAUCUAACCCCGGAACGGAGGCUGAACUGAAAGCCUUGACCCAUUUGAUACUGAAAAAAAUUAAAGAGAAACAAUUAGAGGCGCUUUUGCAGGCGGUGGAUUCUAAAGGGGGUGCCCGGAGCCCCUGUCUCCUUCUGUCUAGCAAGGUGGACUCCAAACUGGGUCAGCAUUCGUACUCUCUCCCUUUGCUGCUCUGUAAAGUGUUCAGGUGGCCGGAUCUCAGGCAUUCCUCGGAAUUAAAGAGGCUAUAUUGCUGUGAAUCUUAUGGAAAAACUAACCCAGAGCUGGUUUGCUGCAAUCCCCACCAUAUGAGCAGGCUCUGUGAAUUAGAGUCUCCCCCUCCUCCCUACUCUAGAUAUCCAAUGGACUUUCUCAAACAACCUGAUUCUCCUGACUCCGUGCCUUCCUCCACUGAAACUGGGGGAACUCAUUUUCUGGCCCCUGGGGGGCUGUCAGAUUCCCAAGUUCUUCAGGAGCCAGGGGAUCGAUCUCACUGGUGCGUGGUGGCAUACUGGGAGGAGAAGACACGCGUGGGACGCCUGUACUCUGUCCAGGAGCCAUCCCUGGAUAUUUUCUAUGACCUACCUCAAGGGAAUGGCUUCUGCCUGGGACAGCUCAACUCAGACAAUAAGAGCCAGCUGGUGCAGAAAGUGCGCGGCAAGAUCGGCUAUGGGAUCCAGCUCACCAAGGAGGGAGACGGCGUGUGGGUGUACAACCGCAGCUGCUACCCCAUUUUCAUCAAGUCGGCCACACUGGACAACCCGGACUCGCGGACGUUGCUGGUUCACAAAGUGUUCCCGGGUUUCUCCAUCAAGGCCUUUGAUUAUGAGAAGGCCUACAGCUUGCAGAGGCCUAACGACCACGAGUUCACCCAGCAGCCCUGGACUGGCUUCACUGUACAGAUCAGCUUUGUGAAAGGCUGGGGUCAGUGCUACACAAGACAGUUUAUCAGUAGCUGCCCGUGCUGGCUGGAGGUUAUUUUCAAUAACCGAUAACCACCUCUUAUCAAGCUCAACAGGACUAACCCCGUUUUUUUAGGGGUGGAAAAAUAGACAAUGGUAAAAUAAAAAAAAAAGAACCCAAGGACUUCUUUAAUAAAUAACUAAGAUUUAAUAAAGAAAAAAGUGUAUUUUAUGUUAUAUAUAAAUAUAUUAUUACUUGUAAAUAUGAAGACGUUUUAUAAGCAUCAUUAUUUAUGUAUUGUGCAAUGUGUUAACGAGAAAAAAAAAAAGAUGCACUUUGCUUAAUAUAAAUGCAAAACAAG